Chinchilla lanigera (long-tailed chinchilla) is the source of this 939-nucleotide messenger RNA. RefSeq names its product translation initiation factor IF-2-like. NCBI's taxonomy places the organism in Eukaryota, Metazoa, Chordata, Mammalia, Rodentia, Chinchillidae. The record is from RefSeq and is a predicted model, not a curated record.
AUGUGUUCCCCGGGAGCCCUGAAGGUGACAGGUCCCAAAGGUCAAACCUUGGUCCCGCCACGUUUCACAAAUGAGGGACUGGGCGAGGGCUGGAGAUCCGCACAGGCGGGGAGCGGGCGAGAGGGCAAGGGCGGCGGGAAGGAAGCGGCAGUGCAGCCGGCAAAGGUGCCCCGAGACUGCGAGGGUGCGCGGCUCCCCGCGCUGGCCUCCCGAGAGCUCGGGGCCACUGUCUGCAGGUGGGCGCGAGACAGGAGCGGCCCGGCCUGUGGGCGACAAGGGCCUGGGGUUCCCGCUGCCCGACCUGCAGGUGCAGGCUGCACGGUGGCCUGCGGGGGUCACUGCCUCCCAGACGCGUCCCCCCACAGCCUGCGCGCCACCGAAAACGGAGGCGCGGGGCCGCUCCCGGCCAGCAGGCGCGCACUGCAGGCACGGCCCCGCGCGACGGCUCUGUGCGAGCACCGCGCUGCCCGCGUUUACCUGCGGGACCUGCGGGGUGACUUUAAAUAUUUUCGCUUUUCCUGCGGCGCACCUGAAGUUUCUCCCGCCUGGGCCUCGGAAGUGCAGCGCCCGUGGUCGCCAGCAGGGGCGGCGGUGGACGGGAGCGAGAGGGGGCGAUGGCGCGGCCCCGUGCAGCCCCGCGGGCGGCCGCGUGCUCCCCGCUGGUGCGGUGGACCGGGAGGCGCGGCUGUGCGCAGCCUGAUUCCUGGGCCGUGCGGUCACGCCGCAGGCUGGAGACCUGGCCCGAGACAGGGCACAGCAGCGGUGGCCCUGUGGCUGGCGUCCGGCUGGCGUCCCACUGCCGUGCGUGGCCGGGGCAGUGAGCCGAGGACCCUGUCCUGCGUUUGAACAGGGAAACUACGCAUCCUGGUAAUGCGAGGCUCUGGGGAGCCGCGGAGCUCCACGCCCUCCCGGCACUCCCGGCCUGGUGCUGCGCGGGCA